Messenger RNA from Purpureocillium takamizusanense, 807 nucleotides. RefSeq lists its product as uncharacterized. The transcript has a single exon. The record is from RefSeq and is a predicted model, not a curated record. The coding region runs from base 1 to 807 and encodes 268 amino acids. NCBI's taxonomy places the organism in Eukaryota, Fungi, Ascomycota, Sordariomycetes, Hypocreales, Ophiocordycipitaceae.
AUGAAGCGCUCCGCUCUUGUCGUGGCCUUCAUGGGCCUCGUGCUCCCCACCGCCACGUCGGCCUCGCGCCAUAUCGUCCGGCAAGCGGACAGCAAGGGCGGCGACCCUAUCGACGACAGCAAGACCAAGGUUUGCUACCCCGUUGUCACGAGCGGUACUAUCCCUCCCUGCAUCGAGAUUGCCACCAUCGAGUCUGCUUGUCAGCCCAAUGGGACCGACGCCGCCGACUACCAGGCACACGCGCAGUGCAUGUGCAAGGGCAGCUUCUUUGCCGACUGGAAGGGCUGCCAGAACUGCCUUCGCGUUCACGGCCUCCGUAGCGAGCGCGACAACAAUUACUGGAAUGGCGUCAUCUCCGUUGCCUCUAACGCUCUCUGCUCUGGCACCCCAACGGCCGUCUUCAGUGACUUGUUCGCGUCGGCGGGAUCCAACACGGAGGCGGCACCACUGGCCACCUCUGGUGACACCAAGAGUUCGGAUCAGUUUCCCGGGAAGACGGAGGUCGGUCUCUACUACACGGCAACGGCCCCGCAGGGUCCAGGCCCAAUCACUGGUGCUGCCGCCACGGCCACUGAGCAAGCAACGGCCAUGGACACCGCAGCCCCGGAGUCAGGCUCGGUUGUCACGUCGGGUGCGUCUGUCACUAGCAGCGCAGGCGGCAACCGGACAGCAUUCACGCAGCCCGGUAGCUCGUCGACUGCGUCUGCACCACUAAGCGCACCGACCGCUGCUGCUCCCCGCGACGGUUUGGCAUCUGGGCUGGCGGCGGCGGCGGCAGCAGCAGCAGUGCUGAUGAUGGCGUUUUGA